This is a messenger RNA of Vombatus ursinus (common wombat), 1164 nucleotides long. RefSeq names its product G protein-coupled receptor 88 (gene GPR88). NCBI's taxonomy places the organism in Eukaryota, Metazoa, Chordata, Mammalia, Diprotodontia, Vombatidae. The record is from RefSeq and is a predicted model, not a curated record. Gene Ontology annotation, molecular function: G protein-coupled receptor activity. The transcript has a single exon. The coding region runs from base 1 to 1164 and encodes 387 amino acids. Gene Ontology annotation, cellular component: membrane. Gene Ontology annotation, biological process: G protein-coupled receptor signaling pathway.
AUGACCAACAGCUCCUCCACGUCCACCACCACCUCCACUGCCGGGGGGUCGCUGCUACUGCUGUGCGAAGAGGAGGGCUCGUGGGCAGGACGCAGGAUUCCCGUGUCCCUCCUCUACUCGGGCCUGGCCAUCGGGGGGACGCUGGCCAACGGCAUGGUCAUCUACCUGGUGUCAUCCUUCCGAAAGCUCCAGACCACUAGCAACGCUUUCAUUGUGAACGGCUGCGCUGCUGACCUGAGCGUGUGCGCCCUCUGGAUGCCGCAGGAGGCCGUAUUAGGGCUGCUGCCCAACUCCUCGCCCGAGCCUCCAGGGGGGUGGGAUGGCGCUGGGGGCAGCUACCGCCUUCUGCGGGGCGGGUUGCUGGGCCUCGGCCUCACCGUGUCCCUCCUAUCCCACUGCUUGGUGGCCCUGAACCGCUACCUGCUCAUCACGCGGGCGCCCGCCACCUACCAGGUGCUAUACCAGCGGCGCCACACGGCAGGCAUGCUGGCACUGAGCUGGGCCCUGGCUCUGGUGCUUGUGCUGCUGCUACCUCCCUGGACAGCGCCGGCAGGUCGCGUGCCCCCCGAGGUGCACUACCCAGCGCUGCUGGCCGCUCUGGCGCUGCUGGCUCAGACCGCGCUGUUGCUGCACUGCUACCUGGGCAUAGUGCGCCGGGUGCGGGUCAGCGUCAAGCGGGUCAGCGUGCUCAACUUCCACCUGCUGCACCAGCUGCCGGGCUGUGCCGCGGCCGCGGCCGCCUUUCCAAGUGCUCCUGGCCCCCCUCACCCGCACCCAGUGCCCCAGGCAGCCGCAGCUGCGGCUCAGCCCCUGCCGCCCACUCUGCACCCGCGCCGGGCACAGAGGCGCCUCAACGGGCUGUCAGUGCUGCUGCUCUGCUGCGUCUUUCUGCUGGCCACGCAGCCCCUCGUGUGGGUGAGCCUGGCCAGCGGCUUCUCGCUGCCUGUCCCCUGGGGGUUGCAGGCGGCCAGCUGGCUCCUGUGCUGUUCUCUAUCCGCCCUCAACCCGCUGCUCUACACCUGGAAGAACGAGGAGUUCCGCCGUUCAGUGCGCUCGGUCCUGCCCGGCAUUGGGGACGCGGCUGCUGCUGCCGCCGCCGCCACUGCUGUACCAGCCGUGUCCCAGGCACAGCUGGGCACCCGGGCCGCUGGCCAGCACUGGUGA